Messenger RNA from Penicillium cosmopolitanum, 2031 nucleotides. Its product is annotated as putative nucleoporin Nsp1. Gene Ontology annotation, cellular component: nuclear pore central transport channel; nuclear pore. The record is from RefSeq and is a predicted model, not a curated record. Lineage: Eukaryota; Fungi; Ascomycota; Eurotiomycetes; Eurotiales; Aspergillaceae. Bases 1 to 2031 code for a protein of 676 amino acids. Gene Ontology annotation, biological process: RNA export from nucleus; protein import into nucleus. The transcript has 3 exons. Gene Ontology annotation, molecular function: phospholipid binding; structural constituent of nuclear pore.
AUGUCCUUUUCCUUCGGCGCCCCAGCAUCUAGCGGAGCCCCAAGUGGUGGUCUCUUUGGCACAUCCGGCAAUGCAUUCGGAUCCAACCAGAAUAGUUCGACUCCCAGCUCUGGCGGUGGUCUUUUCGGAAAUGUAGGAGCUUCGUCCGCCAGCGGAGGUGCCGCCGCUUCACCCUUCGGCGCAACCCCAACUGCUGGUGGCUCUGCCGCUGCUAAGCCCUCGAUUUUUGGAUCCGACAACGCUGCGUCUAAGCCCGCAGGUUCACAGACCUUGUUUGGUGGUGGUGGUGGUACUGCUAAUGCUGCUCCAUCCAGUGGUGGCAGUACAGGCUUCAGUUUCGGAAACCUGGGAACCAACAACAGCAACAGCACACCUAGCGGUACCUCACCUCUGUUCGGCAAUGCUCAGACCCCAAACAAGACAACGGAAUCGACAACAUCUGGACAGCCAGCCACCAGUGGACUGUUUGGAGGCGCCAGCAAGCCGGCCGCGGGUGGCAGCUUGUUCGGAGCCAAUGCGUCCGCCACCCCUGCUCCAGCUGGCAAUUCACUGUUUGGUAACACUUCCACCACUCCUGCUGGUCCUCCUCCAGCAUCUAAACCUAGUAUGUUCGGUGGAAUGAAUGCAGCUUCGUCAAAUGCGCCUGCGUCUUCCGGUCUCUCGACCACCCCAGCAGCCACACAGUCGCAACCAUCCGGUGGCUUAUUUGCGGCCAACACUGGCGCCGCCGCCAACAAGCCUGUGUUUGGAGGUGCACCCUCUGCUCCAACUGGCGGAGGUCUGUUCGGAAAUACCCCCAAGCCCGCCGAGUCUACAACCCCAUCUACGACCGCCGCCCCAGCCUCUAGCGGCGCACCCUCCAUGUUCAAGAUGCCUUCUGCUGGCGGCGACGCGGCUUCUAAGCCCGCAUUCCCCUCUCUCGGAGGCGCUUCCACUACUCCGACAUCCACCGCAGCUGCUCCUCUGGGUGCUUUGGGAGCACCCGCUGCCUCAUCCUCUACUCCUCAGAAGUCCUUCUUUCCUACCCCUGGAGGCACCACAUCCUCAGAAAGUCAAUCGUCUACGCCAGCGGCAGCUCCGGCCGGAGGCUCGCUCUUCGCGGGGCUGGGUGGAGCCAAGACCACCUCGGCUGCUGCUCCCUCCACGACCGCGACCAGUGCUGCGCCUGCCUCAACAUCUGCCUCUCAGCCAGCUGCACCAGGCUUGUUCGGCAAACCAGCUACAUCCACAGCCUCAACUCAACCUGCUACUGGUGCUGCAGCUACGUCGACCGCGGCUCCAGCUACUGGCGCCGCGCCAAGCUCCGGCACAAACCCUGCCCUUGGUCAGUCGACCACUGGUCCGGCGCCUCCGGCUCAGUCGCGUCUAAAGAAUAAGACUAUGGAUGAGAUCAUUACUCGUUGGGCUACAGAUCUGAACCAGCACCAGAAAAAGUUCCGUGACAACGCUGAGAAGGUCGCAGAAUGGGAUCGGAUGCUGGUUGAGAAUGGAACCAAGGUUCAAAAAUUGUACGGUAGCACUGUCGAUGCAGAGCGAGCUACACAAGAGGUGGAACGCCAGCUGGCAUCUGUUGAAGGUCAGCAGGAUGAGCUGAGCUCGUGGCUGGAUCGCUAUGAACGGGAAGUCGACGAGAUGGUUUCCAAGCAGGUGGGCUCUGGUGACGCCUUGCAGGGGCCAGACCAGGAGCGUGAGAGAACUUACAAGCUUGCCGAGAAACUCUCGGAGCGUUUGGAUGAGAUGGGCAAGGAUCUGACCAGCAUGAUCGAGGAGGUCAAUGGCGCUUCAUCGAGCCUGAGCAAGACCAACCGAGCAGAUGAACCGAUUUCCCAGAUUGUCCGCAUCCUCAACUCGCACUUGUCUCAACUGCAAGUUAUUGACCAGGGCACCUCCGAGCUGCAAUCCAAGGUGUCUGCUGCCCAGAAGGCCGGACAAUCCAUUUCCUCUCGACUUGGAUAUGGCUACAAUAGCCCUGGAAUGGGUGGAGGAAAUGCCGCCACUGACUUCUAUCGCUCUUACAUGGGCAGACGUUAG